GCGGGGGCGGGACGGGAGGGGACGCAGCCUCCCCCGGGCACUGCCCCGGGGCUGCGGUCUAGCGGUGGGAUCAUGCCGUACCUCCUCAUCAGCACACAGAUCCGCAUGGAGGUUGGCCCCACCAUGGUGGGAGAUGAGCACUCGGAUCCCAACCUGAUGCAGUUCCUGGGGGCCAGAAAGAGGAACAUGCUCGGGAACCACUUCAUGAAAGUCGGGAUAGUCUUUGUUAGGAUGCCCAACCGAGAUCAUCAACGAUCCCGCAGCCCAUCAUUAUCAGCUUAUCAGGCACGCUGGGAGUACUACGUGAACGAUGCACCACGGAUAGUCCUGAACAAGCUGGAGAGCUGUGGUUACCGGGUGGUGAGCAUGACGGGUGUGGGCCAGACGCUGGUGUGGUGCCUCCACAAGGAAUAGCAAAGAAGACUUCUGCAUUCCACCUCAGCAAGGCCCUGCUGGGGAUCAUCUCACACCAGACUGACAGCAAACUUUUCCCCUUGAGUAAUUCUUUUCUGUCCCAGACUCCAGGCACUCAGGCGUCAGGGGAGGAGCAGUGCAGAAGCAAGGCUUCGCCUAAUGGAAACUCAGCAUCCCUGCCAUUUCCUAAGACCUGGGGGGAGGAAGGUAUGCCCAGUCCAGAUUAUAUCAUGCACAUAAAACAGACGGCUCUAACUCCACAUUCAUCUGAAUGCAGUCUGGCAAAUACCAUCUUUCUGCAUUUUAAUAAUCUAUUUAGCGUGCACUGGAAGGAGCUCAAAUCACAGCCUUGCCUGUCUGUUCCUCAGGGCUGUCUCAGGGGGUAUGUGCUGAACUGUGAGUUCAAACAAGCCUCCUUCCAGAUUUUGGGGGGCAAGUAUGGGAGGUCAAGAGUGGUAGGUGCACUAUCUCAUCCCCAAAAUGAAAGUAAAAACUGCUUAAUCUACAUAGUGCUCUUUGAGAAUCUCUUCAUGCAGCAGGAAGGCCAGCUUCCCUCCCAAACAGAGCCAUGGUUUGAAAGCCUGAUGUUGCUGUCUCAAGUUCCAUUCAAACAUAACACAUUGGUUCCCAAAGUAGCCCUAGAUCAGCGCAAACAGGUCUUGAAAACAUUUCAAUUAUGGGCUACGUAAAGUUAACAGCAGCAGUUGCAAUGCUGCAUUGGACCGUGUAUUGAUCCUGACGUAGAGGUAACACCAAUAAAACAUUUCACUAGAGAGA
Meleagris gallopavo (turkey) is the source of this 1191-nucleotide messenger RNA. RefSeq names its product GTP cyclohydrolase I feedback regulator (gene GCHFR). Gene Ontology annotation, biological process: negative regulation of biosynthetic process. The record is from RefSeq and is a predicted model, not a curated record. Gene Ontology annotation, cellular component: nucleus; cytoplasm. Lineage: Eukaryota; Metazoa; Chordata; Aves; Galliformes; Phasianidae. Gene Ontology annotation, molecular function: GTP cyclohydrolase binding.